This is a messenger RNA of Cyclopterus lumpus (lumpfish), 1776 nucleotides long. RefSeq lists its product as uncharacterized. The transcript is spliced from 7 exons. The coding region runs from base 75 to 677 and encodes 200 amino acids. The record is from RefSeq and is a predicted model, not a curated record. Gene Ontology annotation, cellular component: membrane. Lineage: Eukaryota; Metazoa; Chordata; Actinopteri; Perciformes; Cyclopteridae.
CCACAACAUUCCCUUUCCGUUAUCUUUCACACUUCUUCCCUGCAUGAAAAACUAAAACAAGGCAGUGUGAGGAAAUGGAGGAAACUGAGUCAACAACUAUAGAGAGAACAACAGAACAGGAUGGACAUCAAGCGGCAGACCACAUGCUAUCGAUGUCCAGCAAACCGCUGCAUCGCUUUGUUCAAAAAGGGCCCAGAUUUCUCGGGAUUGUCAUUCUCAUCUUUGGCAGUGCAGAGGUACUGAUGGGAUUUGUGCUGACACGAGAAAGUGAUCCCAAUUCUCAUACAUUCUACAUCCCCUUCUGGCAGGGAGCUCUGUUUCUUGUCUGUGGAAACCUGUCCAUCUACGCGGAGCUACAUCCAUCCAAGAAGAUGGUGACUGUCUGUCUGGCUAUGUAUGUGGUUUCACUUUUGGGAAUCGUGGUCUCUAGUUUCUUCCGGAUCUACUUCUUCAUUUAUUUUUCCCACAAGAGGUUCGAACACUUUUUUGACAAAUGGGGCGUUUCCAAAGUGGACCAGCUUCUUGGUAUUGAAGGCAUAUUGUUCACUUCCUCUCUGUGUGUGUCCGGGCUUCUCAUCUUCUUGUGUACUGUUGCACGGUUAGCUUUGAAAUCCACACACACCCAGGUUAUGGUCCUGCACACCCCAGCUCCACGGAGCAACACAACAUCAAACUAAUCUACCUGUUGAGGUAUUCUUUUCUAGCUAACACUGGUUCACCUUGUCAGCAUGUCAUCAUUCUGUACCGUAUACCCCCUAGUGGCCUAAACAGCUCAGCCACGUCUUGUUUUAGUUUACUUACUGUCUGGGUCCUAUAGUAGUAAACACGGCUAUGGCGCAUGGUGAAUUUAAGCAUCAAGCCGAACAGGUUACUGAUAUCUAUCAAUUAGGUCAACUGCAUUCUCUCAUGAUAAUAUUGUGUCACCUUAAUGUGUACUGCAUGUGACAGUAUAUACUUUGUCAGGGAAGCUGCAGUAUGUACUAAAAGUCAAAGUGAAAAGUAUGCUAUUUGUAACACAGUGUUUGUCCUUAGCCACCAAUUACUCACAAAUGCCCGAUCGGUACUGCGAAUGUGCAACUCUCAACAAAGAGGACAAAGAGGCUCGUAGCUCGCUCAUAGCUACUUCCAUCACCUGCUCCGGUCACAACAACACGUCUAAUUCUCUUUUUACCACCUGCCUGAUUGGGCAGUUGAGUUGUUAGAUUUACUAGCCUGAAAGAGCAUUUUAUUUGCUCUGCUGGUAAGUCAUAUUUACAUUAAUAAUAAAUCCAUGAAUCCAAAUGUAAAAAAUAAAUUAACAUAUACCUGUGUGUGUAUGAGUCAAUAUAUAUUUCAUAUUGCGGACACUUACUGUUGGCCUUUAACUUUUAUGUCAUCAAUAUGUGUAAUCAGUCAAUGUUACCUGCAUUAUUACAGUUUGUGUAGUAUAUGGUUAUUGAAGCUUUUGAUAAUCAAUGUGAACCUCUAUAUACACAUAGCUGCAUAUAUUUUACAGUGUUUUGGUUGCAGGCAUUUGCAAUUUAAGAUGUACAGUAUAUUUACAUACAUUUGGCUUGUAAUAUCCUCAGAUAUCCAUCCAGCAUGUUUUUCAAAGCGCAUGACUUAAUGUAUAUGUUCAUCUACAGGACUGAUAUGAAGAGCCUGCAUCAAAACCUGUUGCCAUCUUUUGCCUGUGAAUGUGUGCAAACCACAGAUUUAGCUUUAGGUUAUCAGGCGCAAUACAUGUAAAUAUAUAUCAUCUUUGUUAAAUAAACAAUAAAGUGAUUCUCAGAUUGA